This is a messenger RNA of Polyodon spathula (Mississippi paddlefish), 4918 nucleotides long. RefSeq names its product capping protein regulator and myosin 1 linker 3 (gene carmil3). The transcript is spliced from 39 exons. Gene Ontology annotation, molecular function: protein binding. The record is from RefSeq and is a predicted model, not a curated record. Bases 674 to 4828 code for a protein of 1384 amino acids. Gene Ontology annotation, cellular component: plasma membrane; lamellipodium. Gene Ontology annotation, biological process: regulation of Arp2/3 complex-mediated actin nucleation; cell migration. NCBI's taxonomy places the organism in Eukaryota, Metazoa, Chordata, Actinopteri, Acipenseriformes, Polyodontidae.
CAAACCCAACACUUACACACACCCACCCACACACACACACGCACACACAGCCAUGCACAUUAAAACCGAUACACCGGCAAUGCGCUAUUAAAUUACACUAGACAGAAUUACCUUAGCAUUGAUUGUAGCAUUGCCGAUAGAGAGGUACUGUACACCAGAGUGUGCUAUGAAAUGAUAUCAAGAUUGCACUGCGUUAGACCGGGUAUUAAAAAUGUGCUAGGGAAUACAGAUUAGCAGGGACUUAAUUACAUGAGCGUAUAGUGUAAUUAUACAGCCCUCUUAUGCAUUUCAUUUUUCGCUUUUAAAUACAGAAUAUAGACGGGCAGGAUUAUUUUUUGGUCGAGGUCGAUAAUGAUAGCACUAGACUUAAUUAAAACGCAUUAGAUUUAUUACAUUUCAAGCAUUUUUUUUUUCUUUUAAAUUUUUAAAUUUUAAAUAAUAAUAAUAAUAAUAAUAAUAAUAAUAAUAAUAAUAAUAAUAAUAAUAAUAAAUACUCGACCCAACAGCAUAUGCCUGUAUGAUAUAUUGCAUUGUUAGUUAGUAUCUUUAUAAAAUCAGUCGCGGUAUUUAUUGAUUUCUGGUCCGAUUAUUAUGUGCAGCUCAGCCCAAAUUCAGCAGGAGAUUUGUAGUUUAAUUGGUGGUAUUUCCAGCCGGUCUCCGUGAAUUUGGCGUUAUGGCAUGCAGUAAACCCUACGCGGAGGUGACUAGGGAGGUGCUAGACAGCGUGAAGAAAGUUUUGGAUAAAUCUUCAAUCAAGGUCAUUCAGCGCAUCAAACUUCAACUCAAAAGUAACAGGUUUGAAGAUAAGAUUCUGGUUCUGACAUCAUGGAGACUGUACCUCUUGGCUGCCAGAGUUCCAACAAAGGUUGAAAUAACCUUUAAUGUUUUGGAGAUCCGGAGUAUCAACAGUUUAGCAGAAAACCAGGUUGUCAUAGAAACAGAGAAGUCCACCUACUGCCUUCGAUUCCAGCCAUUGGACGAUGUGGAUCACGUGAUCAGCCACGUGAACUUUGCCCUCUCUAAAAUCUUCCACAGCUCAACUUUUGCCCCCUCUGUUCGUCUGGGUGAUGCUGAAUUGUCGGAUGGCGGUCGGAAGUUUUCCCCAAAUUCGGACACUUCACUGGAAGCAACGCAGGGAGCGUGUGGUGGUUUCUCUGAGACGUACGCUGCUCUCUGUGAUUACAAUGGGAUCGGCUGCAAGGAGGAAGUGCAGUGGGAUGUGGAUACGAUCUAUCACUCUCAGGACAAUAGAGAAUUCAACCUGCUGGAUUUCAGUCACCUGGACAGCAGGGACCUGGCUGUGAUCGUGGCAUCGAUGGCUUACAACCAGUGGUUUACUAAACUCUACUGCAAAGACAUCAAGAUGGGGUCAGAGGUCACAGAGCAGGUUCUGCACACGCUCAGUAAGUCCAGCAGUCUGGAAGACAUCACGCUGGAGAACUCGGGACUCAAGUCUGAUUUUGCUCUGAAGCUGGCACUGGCUCUGUCUGAAAACCCCGUCUGUGUGGUACACUCGCUCAACCUGGCUCACAACCAGCUGGAUGACAAAGGAGUAUCCUCUCUGGUUCAGCAGCUUUGUCGUUCUCCGAAGGGACUGAGACUUCUCAACUUCUCCAAGACAGCCAUCACCUCCAGGGGUCUGGUGUCUCUCUCUCAAGCUCUCUGCUCCAGUAAUGAGUUCUCCUCUUCACUUCUUCACCUGGAUCUCAGUAAAAAUGCUGGGAUCCUGUCUGGGGAGGAAGCAGCAAAUCUCUACCUGUUUCUUGCCCAGCCUAACUGUCUGGUUCACUUGGACCUGUCUGGUACUGACUGUGCUAUUGACACUUUGUGCUGUGCAUUGCUUCGUGGAUGCUGCGCUGAUCUCUCCUACCUCAACCUCUCCAGAAAUGCCUUUUCACACAAGAAAUCUAAAGAAACUCUCCCCUCCUUCAAGCAGUUCUUUACCUCUGCGUUCAGCCUCAACCACAUCAGUCUGUCUGGAGUAAAGCUGCCUGCCGAAGCCCUCAGAGCUCUCUUUCAGGGUUUGUCUUCCAACGCUCACCUUAAUGAUGUUCACUUGGAUAUCAGUGCCUGUGAGCUGCGAUCUCAGGGCGCCUCUGUGAUUCAGGAGUUUUUUUCAGGCACUUCGUGCAUCUCCACCCUCGACAUCUCAGACAACGGAUUUGACUCCGAUCUGCUGACUGUGAUUCCAGCGCUGGGGCAAAAUAAAUCCCUCAGACACAUCCUGCUUGGAAAGAACUUCAAUGUGAAGAACAGGAUGCUGGAAGAUGUCUUGCAAAAGAUAGUUCACUUGAUCCAAGAGGAAGACUGUUCUCUCCAGUCCCUGUCCCUCACGGACUCGAGGCUCAAGUCUCGCACGAGUAUCCUGGUGAACGCGCUGGGAAGCAACACCUGCUUGCGCAGAGUGGACCUGAGUGGGAACAGCAUGGAGGAUAUUGGGGCAAAGAUGCUAGCCAAGGCCCUGCAGAUCAACAGCAGUCUGAGGACAGUCACGUGGGACAGGAACGGUACCACUGCUCAGGGAUUCCUGGAUGUGGCGCGGGCUCUGGACCAUAACUUCACUCUGCAGUUCAUGCCUGUGCCACUCAGCGAUGUCACUCAGGCCUACCGUAGCGCCCCCGAGAGGACAGAAGAGGCAUUACACAAGAUUCAGAGGAGUUUGCUUCGGAACAACCAGAGCCAACGAUUCUCUCAGCAGCAAGCUUUCCGACUGCACCAGGGCAUUGUGACCAGCACUACCGAGCAAGUGCUGGAGCGUCUCUGUGUGAAAGUGCAGGACAGUGUGAGAGUGCUGAGGAGCUGCCCUGUGGAGUCAGUCAGGGAGGACCUGCAGAGGGCCAGAGACACACUGAAGGAGGCGCGCAACUCCAGAGCUCUCUUCCCCAGUCUGUUUGAACUGGGACACAUCCUUGCAGUGGACGGUCCAGUGAGACAUCGUCUCGAGUCAGUGGCCAGCGACGUGUCCAAGGCUGUGGACAAGGAGCUGCAGGUGAUUCUGGAGUCCAUGUCGUCUCUCUCUCAGGAGCUCUGUCCCCUGGCUGUGUUCCAGGCCGAGUCUCACAAUAAGACCCUCUCCUCUGUCUCUGAGCGUGUCACCGUCCCACGCUCUGUGGUCAAGGCUGCCCUGGUGGAGAGAGCAGGGCAGGACAUCCAGAACAGACUUGAUGAGGUUAAGCUUGACGUGGUCACCUAUCUCACCAACUCUAUUGUGGAUGAAAUCUUGCAGGAGCUCUACUCCUCUCACAAGAAACUGACUCGUCACAUCUCCCAGCUGAGGCGUCUGGCCGAACAGGAAGCAGGAUUUCUGGGAACGCUGCAGGAUCGAAGCUCCAGGAGAAAACAUCGGAAUUCUGAGGACAUGACAGACGAGGAGCUUUACACCAGCAUAGACACCAUUGCUAUUCGGAAACAGACCUCUCGCACUCGCAGAAUCCGUCCAGUCUCGACAUUCCUGAGCUUGUCAGAGCCACGCUCCUCUUCUCCUCCCCCUCUUCACUCCUCCCUCAGCUUCGCUCCUCUCUCUCUCUCACAGAGCUCAUCCUGUGAGGGCCUGGACGUCCUGCCUACCCAGGGUGCACCUCUGCAGCAUGUCACCCGUGUCAGGCCCCGCCCCCCACGGAGACACCCCCGGCAACCGCUGAGUUCCGCGCCCCCCCCACCAAACAGCAACAGUGACGGGGGUGAGGGGGGAGUGAGCCAACUAGAUGAGGGGCUGCCUGACUUCUACAGCAAGAGAGUUCUACCAAACAGUCAAUCCUCGUCUCAUUCCAAAUCCCAAACUCUGCCCUUUAAUCAGAAGAAAAGAAAAAACAAACGCUCCAUUUUCACGUUCCGGAGAAAUCGAACGCCUACCGUUCCGACCAAUCAGAGCUCAGAGAAGCCGUCGGGGGGAGGGGACUGUGGGGAGGAGUGUAGGACUGCGGUGACAUCAUCACCAGUCACCGCCUCCUCUUCCUCCUCAGUGUCACUUCGCGCAGUGCCCUCUAGCUUCUCCUCCUUGUACUGCACAGAGAAUUACAGUCCCAGCACUGCCAGCCCUGCCCACACAGACCCAGAGGCUGAUGGGAUUGAGGAGGUCCCUAAGAGGAAGGCACAAGGGGGACUGGUGGAGGCCAAACCAGUUCAGGGAAUCCUACUGCCUGGAAUGGGAUUACUAGGAAUGGGGUAUCCAGGGAAACAGAAAAACGAUUUGGACAAAACCAGUGAGGGGAAACAAACAGUCAGACAGGAACCAGUUCAGACUUGUUUCAAACCACAGCCUCCACCCCAGUCUCUGAAACCCAGUUUGGCCACCUUCAGACAAACCAAAGUCUCGGAAACAUCUGUAGCUGCAUUUUAUCUGGAGAAUGAAGCUGCUCAGGAUGAAGAGAAUGACGUGGAAUUAGCAGAAGAGGAGAGAGAGAGGGAGAGGGUGAGCGAGGAAGAGCAGAGACAAACGACAAACUUUCCAGAAACAGCCCCGCCCCUGCCACCUUCAACUCUGACAUCAUCCCAGGAGGUGGCCAAUGAGAAGCAAGCUCCUCCUCCUCUCCCGUCGCCUAGCUCCAAGCCUGUGUUUCAAAAGAGAGAGAGGGAGAAUUCGGCUCAGGAUUUUCCUAAAGGCUGUGCUCCAGUCAAACCUUUUCGAACCCGACGCACUUACUCUACUGAGAAUGAGACUGCUGUGACCGCACCCCCCUGUAACCAAGGCACUCAGAAAGACACCCUUGCUCCACAGACAAGACCCCCGGACAGGAAGCCUGCCGUGAAAGCAAAACCUCUAAUGAACUGCCCACUAGUGAUAGAAACAGGCAAUGACAAUCAGACAGAAAGAGAACUUCAAUCCUGACUACUUCCGAGGCAGCAAUCAACAAUCCAACUGGAGAGAGAGAGAGAGAGAGAGAGAGAGAGAGAGAGAGGAGAGAGAGAGGAGAGAGAG